Sinocyclocheilus grahami is the source of this 1088-nucleotide messenger RNA. RefSeq lists its product as uncharacterized. Lineage: Eukaryota; Metazoa; Chordata; Actinopteri; Cypriniformes; Cyprinidae. The record is from RefSeq and is a predicted model, not a curated record. Bases 1 to 771 code for a protein of 256 amino acids. The transcript has 6 exons.
AUGAGCGGACUGAUGGGUAGCAGGUUGAAAUAUCUCCUGCUGUUACGGUUUUUCAAUUACAGUGAAACCAUCCCUAUACAUGUGGCAGGAAAAAAGGGAGGCAGCAUCAUCCUGCCGUGUGAAUUUAAAGCCAGAGAGAUUUUUCUUAUUCAUUUAAACAGACAGUCAAAAAACAUCCUUGUUUAUGAUAAGAAAUACUGCAGUAAGCGAGUAUGUAAAAAAGGAGCAUGUGACGUCGUCAUCAAGGAUCUGAGACUGAGUGAUGCUGGGAAAUACAUUUUAAAUGUCUAUUACAAUAAUGCUAAGUCAGUGCUGGAGCCACAAAUCAGGACGUACCAUCUUCAUAUUUAUGAUGAUAUUUCAGUGAAAAUCGGUGAGCAGCUGAAGUUAGAUGUUCUAUUGCCAGAUGCUCAUCAAGUUAUGCAUCAAAACAAAAGCAGCACAGAAUGGAAGAAGGUCUGGAAGAGAGACAGCAAGUCAAGGGUUAAUGUAGCAUACAGUCGACUGACCGACAGUGACGGGACUCUGACCAUUAAAGAGUUUACGUCUGAUGACGCAGGAGCAUACAGAGUUCUGGGCUAUGAAGGAGAAAUCUUGAUCACAGUGACUGUCACAGAUGAGAAAAAAUCAGAGGGAAAUCUGAACUACAUGGAUGAUGACAAAAAACGUAAUCACUGGAGUUUGUUCGGGCCGGCGGGACUGUUUGUGUCGGUUGUGUUUGCUCUGCCGGUUCUGAUUCUGAUCGCUGCGAUCAUCAAAAAGAUGCAGUGACGCCUGCAACAUCUGUCUUCAGAGCCAAAAGAUCUGCAGAGGAUUCUGUCAACAUAUUUCUGUAAUGUAUUUUUCAUUUACAGUAUACACUGUAUUUACAACCCUAAUUCCAAAAAAGUUGUGACGCUGUGCAGAAUGUAAAUAAAAACAGAAUGCAAAGAUUUGUAAAUAUCAUAAACCCACGUUUUAUUCAUAAUGGAACAUAUAGGAAACAUAUCAAAUUACUAAAAUGUACAAUUUAAUGGGGAAAAGUAAGGUAAUUUUGAUUUUGAUGGCCGCAACACGUCUCAAAAAAAUUGGACCGCGGGCAACAAAAG